CUGGCAGUUCGUCUACGGUCUGAAAAUAGGAUCAGAAAGGAAUACAUGUACCUCUGUCCAUCAGCAACACUACUAUUUGGUCUCGAAUAUGAAGUUAACAAGAGAAGAAACUGUAUAUUUUGUUAUCCUCACUGUAGCCAUCUUGUCUUCUGAAAGAGUAAAAAGUCAGGGAUCCUCCCCCACAUGGCACAGACUAGAUGAUGCAGUCUAUCUAGUGGAGAGCUCCACCGUGCUAUCAUUCGACCAGGCGCAGUCUCGGUGUCAAGAAUACGAAUCAAAUCUGGCCAAAGUUGACUCCGAUGAGAUCCAGGCUUUCUUGACGACAUUCGUCACCCCUCCGCUCCAAGAUACCAGAUGUUUUAGGAUUGGUGCAACUGACAGAGUGGAAGAAGAUCAGUUUAAAUGGCUUGAUGGAACAUUAGUGACAUAUGACGGCUGGGCACCAAGUCAACCAGAUAACAACGGAAAUAAUCAAGACUGCGCAUGUCUCUGGUCUAGCAGGAGAGAAGACAUACAUGGACAAUGGGAUGAUGAUAGGUGUUCAUCUAAGAGGAACUUCAUUUGCCAAAGAGGACUUUACGAUUUCGAAUUCAUAACCCCCCGAACCAAUCCGGGAUUCGCUCUGGUCUACUGCGCCGUCGACGUUGAUUCCGAAGGAGAAACACUGUUUCCUGAUGAUGUCAAGCUGUCCAUCGGUCAAACACUUUCGUCCUCGAGGCCGAUUUCCUUCUCAUCCACAAGCCGCGAUGGUGAAUUCCGUAAUAACAGUUACCUCCUAGGCAACCUAAGCGAUACUGACCAGAUUUUCUGUUACGUGGGCGAGUUACCGAGUCAGUUGGACUCCUUUUCACUUGCUACUCUUUCUCCAGAAUUUAAUUUUUAUGCUUUACCACAACUCACCACCGGCCCAAUACCAGGAGAAAUCACAUCGUCAUCAAUCGCUGUCUUCUGGAGCCAUUGGACAUCAUCUUUUGACUCCGGUGAUGGACCGGUUGUUGGUUACCUCGUCUAUCAGCAACCUGCCGGGGAGGACUGGACAGAGGCCGGUGGAAUAGACUCAGGAUUGGAAGAUGGUGAUCCCAAACGAAUCAUCGAGUUUUUAUUGACUGGGUUGGACCCUGGAACUGAAUAUAACAUCAGUGUUUCUGCCGUCAGAGAAGGUUCGGGUGGAGAAGGUCCGAGGGGUCCUCUUGUGUCUGUCAAAACUACUUCGUAUGAUGGCAGUGCCUUUCAGGAAGACUCUCGUCGCGUUUGGAUUGCUUUAUUUCUGGUUUCAUUUCUCGGAAAUCUCAUUCUUCUCGCUGUUCUUUUGAUUAUAUGCAAGUGGAAGCAGAAGAAGCAGGACCUGUCUCACUUACGUGCUGCCCCAAUAAGAGCAGGGGGAGGAGGAGCAAGAGGAAGCGACCCAAAGAGCUCCCAUUACGAGCUACCUCAACAAAGUGGAGUCAGGCACGAAUACCAGGGUCUUAAGGUGACUGGGAGCAGCGCUGAUGAAUACCAAUGUCUUAAGAUGACUGGAAGAAGCGCUGAUGAGCAGGUAUACGCCGACAUCGAAGAUCCAGAAAAAAACUACAUCAAUAUCCCUUCUUAAAGACAUCGGAUACCAUUUUACUACUAAUAAAAAUAACAAUGAAAUUCCGAUUUCAUAUAGCGGUUAUACAUCGGAGCGGCAUCUCUAAGCGCUUUAUAGAUACUGUACUAUUACCCCGGUCAUCGGAUCCUGGCAUACCCGCACUUUCUUGACUCCAUGGUCAUGCUCGUGAGCAUUGGGAUUUCAAAAAUCGUUUUUAUUUUCAAUUUCUAUGCAAUACUACAUAGGCUUUUGCAUCCUACCGUAUAUCUCUUUAACAGCUGGAUGGAGAGCGACAUAGUUUGGGUCGAUGCCUUGCCAAAGGACGCUAGGCCGCGGUGGGAUUCGAACACUUGGCCAUCUGAUAACAAGGCGAGAGUCAUGCAGAACCUGCUACACCACGACGCUUCCGUUAUAAAGGCCUUAAAUCCAGAACCUUGAAGUGUGUUGUAUUUAAUAUAGGUGGUAUGGAUAACAAAAGGACCAUGGAAGAAGAAAUGUCGUGAAGACACUUUCAAGACAGCAGAUCUCGGGAAAAAUCAGUAAAAUGAAAAGAACAUUUCGAAUGAAAAUACCUGUGACUGAAAAAAAAAAUAAUGUGAUUCAUUUACUGGGGAGUAACAAAUACAUUUUAUGGAAUAAAGUUGGGAAUGGUGUUUCCACUCACUUCAUGUUUUACUUCUUUAAAGUGAUUGGCUAACAUUGAUUUGAAUUUUAAGACAUCUGCGCUAGAAGGUCACACUUGUCACCUGUGUCUGUGACAUGUUACAAAAAUGAAGCCCAGAAAAAAUCGCGUCCGAAAAUCAUUAAUUAGUGCUUUAAAAAGUGAAACAUAAAGUGACCGGAAACACCAUCUUAAUUUCAUCCCAUACACUUGUGUGUUCUAUUUAAGUGUAUUUAAGACGCCUAAUUACAAAAUCAGGGUUUGCUUUGUAUUUUUAGCUUUUCAUUCUCAAUAAUGGUUGUUUUCAGGUUUUUUUAGUUCUAGUACAUGUUAUACAUGUUUCAUCUUGGUUUGAGAAUUUUUUAAAUCGACUGCUCACAAAGUUAAAUAAUACCUUUAAAGCACUAAACAAUAAUUUUCAGGUGCAGUUUUACGUGUGUGUGUGUGUGUGUGUGUGAGUGUGGGUGUGUGUCUGGGCUUUGGUUUUACAAUAUAUUACUGACACAUGUGACAAAUGUUAACUUGCGGCUCAGAAUUUUUUUAAGUCAAAUCAGUUUUUACUAAUUCCUUUAAGUACAACAUUAGCAAUUCACGUUGCAUAUUCCUGAGGCAUCAUGUACAUGUAGGUCUAUGUAUAUUCGUGAUAUUGAUCCAUCUAUGAGUGUUGCCGUAGACUUCUUUCUCUUGAUAAGCCUCCCUAAAAAUAAUUACACUCGCGGUCAUUAAUUUCUUUCCAAACUAUACUCUUGAAUGCAUCGUUCAUAUAAUUAUACAUGAUUAUUUGUUAUUACUCAACUACUUUCAUAUAUUUAUUGGAUUGUUACAUUCCAAAUAUAAUUUGAAUUGCAGUUAUCUUCAUGAUUUAGAAACCUACAGACUGAAUUUAUUUUUAUUUUACUGUAAUGUUUUCAAAUAUUAAAGUCAAAUGAAAUAAAUUUGAGAAGUACAUUUCA
Lytechinus pictus (painted urchin) is the source of this 3187-nucleotide messenger RNA. RefSeq lists its product as uncharacterized. Gene Ontology annotation, molecular function: protein binding. The record is from RefSeq and is a predicted model, not a curated record. The transcript has 8 exons. Lineage: Eukaryota; Metazoa; Echinodermata; Echinoidea; Temnopleuroida; Toxopneustidae. The coding region runs from base 89 to 1591 and encodes 500 amino acids.